CGCAGCCCCUGCAGGAAUCGCUUCUAGAAGCUCAUUGCGGUGGCGUUGGUCCUGGCUGCGUCUCCUGCGGCAGUUUCUGCAAGGCCAUACACUGAAUUGUUGGAACCCUUGAUAUUUUGCUGUCUGUAGUGCCUCUUGGUGGACUAUACUAUAUUCAACUAGAGUCUAAAGAGGACUGGAUUCCUGCUGGUGACAGACAUUGCGAGCCGUAGUACUCUUGAACGAGAUGACUGCCGUCUCCCCAGACCCUCAAACUCUGGCCUCGAGUGAACAGAGCAAGGUCCUGAGAAUGGAUACUCGUGGGGAUCGAGAAGCUGUGCUAAGAGGAGACCCCGCGGACCCAGAGUCGUUCAGGCAGAGGUUCAGGCGGUUUUGUUACUCAGAAGUGGCUGGACCCAGAAAAGCCCUGAAUCAACUCUGGGAGCUCUGCAUUCGGUGGCUGAGGCCAGACAUCCACACGAAAGAACAGAUUUUAGAGCUUUUGGUGUUUGAGCAGUUCCUGACCAUUUUGCCUGGGGAGAUCAGGAUUUGGGUAAAGUCACAGCAUCCUGAGAGUAGUGAGGAAGUGGUGACCCUAAUAGAGGAUUUGACCCAAGCACUUGAGGCAAAGGAAGAUCCAGUCUCUGAGGAUUCUGUUCUUUCCCAAGAGGAGCCUUCUGAGGAAGAUAAAAUGGUAUCUGUCCUUCCAAAUACCGAGUCCUGGGAAUCUGUGACAUUCAAGGAUGUGGCUGUGAACUUUUCCAGAGGAGAGUGGAGGAAGCUGGAGCCUUUUCAGAAGGAGCUGUAUAAGGAAGUGCUACUGGAGAACUUUAGGAACCUAGAGUUUGUGGGCUUGCCAGUUUCCAAAUUAGAUUUGGUUUCCCAGCUAACGUGGGCUGAACUACCACGGCUGCUGGAAAAAGAAAUCUCAAAAGGCUCCAGAUCAGAUUGUAAACGUAGAGGUGAAUUGAAGGAAUCUGUUCAAAAUCAAGAUGUUUGUUUGGAAGAAGCAACUUUAGAUGAAAUAAUAGAAAGAUACCUAAUGGGUAGUGAUUAUGGCUUGAUGGGAGAAUCCUGGAAACAUGGUGCAUUAGAGGAGGAUCGUAGCAAUAAGGAAUAUUCACAAUCAGCAGUCACACAGAAGAAAACGCGUGGGAGAGGCAAAAAGGGUGAGGAAUUUGACCCAGAAAGGGGCCCCUUUGGAAGUAAUUUCAAACAAACUUCAGACAUAAUUAAACAUCUGAGAGUCUACUUAAGGAAGAAAUCUCGAAGGUAUAAUGAAUGCAAGAAGCCCUUUAGUUUUCAUUCAGACCUUGUUCUGAACCGCAAAGAACACGGUGGAGAAAAGUCACGGAAAUGUAAUGAAGGCAGGAAAGUCUUAAGUCACUCUUCAUCUCUUACUGACCAUCAGAAACAUCAGAAAAUUCAUUUUGGGGAUAAGACUCAGAAGUGCACUAACUGUGGGGUGGCCUUUUUUCAAAGAUCAUCCCUUAGUAAGAGAAAAAGCUCUACGUGUGAAAAAUGUCGGAAAAAUUUAUGUCAAGCCACCGCCUUGAAUAAAGAUGAGGGAACUGAGACUGAAGAAAAAACCCAUAAAUGUAGCAAGUGUGGAAAAGCCUUUGGCUAUAGUGCCUCACUGACCAAGCACAGGAGGAUUCACACUGGGGAGAAACCCUAUAUGUGCAAUGAAUGUGGAAAAGCUUUCAGUGACAGUUCAUCACUCACGCCACAUCACAGAACUCAUAGUGGAGAGAAACCCUACAAAUGUGAUGAUUGUGGAAAAGCUUUCACCCUGAGUGCCCAUCUCAUUAAACAUCAGAGAGUUCAUACUGGAGAAAAACCCUAUAAAUGUAAAGAGUGUGGGAGACCCUUUAGUGACAGUUCGUCUCUUAUUCAACAUCAGCGAAUUCAUACUGGAGAAAAACCCUACACAUGUAACAACUGUGGAAAAUCCUUCAGUCAUAGCUCAUCCCUUUCCAAACAUCAGAGGAUUCAUACUGGAGAGAAACCCUAUAAAUGUGGUGAAUGUGGAAAAGCCUUUAGACAGAAUUCUUGCCUUACCCGACAUCAGAGAAUUCACACUGGAGAAAAACCGUAUUUAUGUAAUGACUGCGGGAUGACUUUCAGCCAUUUUACAUCUGUCAUUUACCAUCAGAGACUUCACUCAGGAGAAAAACCCUACAAAUGUAACCAGUGUGAGAAAGCCUUCCCUACUCAUUCACUCCUUAGUCGUCAUCAGAGAAUUCAUACUGGUGUAAAACCCUAUAAAUGUAAAGAAUGUGGAAAGUCCUUCAGUCAGAGUUCAUCUCUUAAUGAACAUCAUCGUAUUCAUACUGGAGAGAAACCCUAUGAAUGUAACUAUUGUGGAGCGACCUUUAGUCGAAGCUCAAUCCUUGUGGAACACCUGAAAAUCCAUACCGGCAGGAGAGAAUAUGAAUGUAAUGAAUGUGAGAAGACAUUUAAAAGCAAUUCAGGCCUCAUCAGACAUCGGGGAUUUCACUCUGGAGAGUGACUCUUGGAAGAUAGUAGGGUGGGGGGGUAUUUAGUCAAAAUUGUCCCUUAUUUAAAAACCCAGGCUGUAAACUACUACAGCAUUAAUUAGUAGCUGCAACUUCGUUGGGUUGGCGGCUAGGAAAAAUGUAAUUUUUCCCAUUGACCCCUCUUUCAAGGAUGUCAGCUUUUGGUAGAUAGUAAUAGGGUUGGUAAAUUCAUAUGAAAAGUGAAGAAAGUAGUAUGAGAUGAGAAAUGAUUCUAAAAGGCCAAAUGUGCAUUUAAAAAGCAGGGGAGGGGUGCACAGGACCCAUCUUAUAACCUUUUCUCUGGAGAUUUCCCUCUCUUCUAGCUUCCCCUUCCACUACCGUGUAGUGUAAUAGAAAGAGAACUUGACUGGGGUCAGAUAACCUGGCUUUUCUCCCUGUUUGCUGACCCACUUGCUCUGUACCCUUGGGCAAAUCAUUUGACCUUUUUGAAUUUUAGUUUCUCUACUGGUAGAAUGAAGCAAUGGGACUAAUGAUUUCUGAAGGGUUUUUUUUUUUUUGGUACCUCUGAUAUUCUCUGAAGCUGUGGGAAUAAGUUAAACCUUUUUGAUUCAUUAGAAUUUGCAAGUUUCUCUAGCAGAAAAUUACUCCUUUAGGAUACUGAACUUCGACUGAGUGAGAACGCAGUACGCUUUCUGAAUACUUGAUGCCAGGAUUGCUAGGAAGUUGUAAAGAGAAGCAAGCCGGUGGAGCUCCAACAAGUUUGCCUUCAGGGAAUCUUUUAAUUGGACAAAGCAUCCCAGCCUCUUUUUCCUCUGGCCACUGGCUGAGGGAAUGGGGAUCCUCGAGGGUGUGCACCUGAGCCGUCUCAGCCAUGGGAAUAACAGUCCUAGGAAAAGAGAUUCGGGGGUUGUGGGGGAUGGGAGGAAAAUAGAGCUAUUCUGGACAGAUUGCCUUUCGGAAAAUACAAUUCUAUUUUUUAAAAUUUUAUGUAUACUAAGUACAGCUUCCUGUAACUGGAUUGUAAACCUUCUGUAUGACAAAGGUCACAAACUAAAAUUGGGCCCUUUGACAUGUUUUAAUUGGUCUGUGCAGUAAGGGGUGGGUGUGUAUGUAUGUAUGUAUGUAUGUGAAAGUGGGUGGAAUUAGUGCCACCAUUUAAAAAUAAGGAAAUUUCAUACCAAAAAAGAGAAAGACUUGUUUUGAAAAAUAAAAAGUCUGACAACACUGGCCCAUACUCUGGUGGGUCAGUAGCUGGUCUGGGGUAGCAGCUGCUACUUUUAGAUGGAGAAUCUACUCUUCUACUUGCCAAGUUCUCUCACUUAUGUAACCUGACUUGCCCACUGUGGGAAUUUGAAAUUAUGAUCCCCUGCUAUCGGGAGAAUAUUUAUCCUAAAAUCUAAAGAGACUGCACUGAUAGUAGAAUUCAGGAAAAGAAUAUAGAAAAGAUGCUGAAUGAAUUUUCAGUUAAGUUUUCUGAUGUAAAAGUAGACCUCGAAGGACUAGUGUACAGAUUUUAGUGGAUUCUCCCUUAGAGAUUUCAUUGGUGCAGUCAAAUAAUAAUUUCUAACUGAAAAAGGAACUAAAAACCCAAAGUCAGUUAGGUUUGUCUCUCAGGUCAUAGGGUUCUGAAAGAGUCCCACUGACUCAACAAGGUAUAAAGUUCCUAAAUUUGAAAUCGGAGGCGGCUCCUAUAAAAAGAGCACUAAACCAGAAAACUUGUGGCUCAUCGAUGUGAAGAGAUCCGUAAUGCUCAUCUGAGACUCAGCAGUAUUUGCUGUGAUUUUAAUGGGUUUAGGUUUGCAGUGCUACCUCUGGAGGGUAUUUUUGGUUUCUUGUGCCCUGACUUCUCCCAAAGCCUAUAGUUCAAACACUGCUGUGUGAUGACUUGAUCUGCAGUUACUGCUAAAUGGACCAACCAGAGAUGGUUCAGCUAUGAAUGGAAUAUGGCUUAGGAGAACCACUUACCCUGGUUUAAAUGUUUUUCUGAAAAGACGUAAAUGCUGGUUUGAUUUUUUUGAGAAGAUGUAAUUUAUGGAAAGAAAUAUAUAAAAAUUCUUGAAAAGAGGCUUGUUCUAGGAUGUUAUAUCCCUGAAUUCAUAAGAGAAUGGUUUAUACCACUAUCAAUUGGGAAUCUGGAACAUAAAUUUUUUUAUAACGAAGUAUAAAUUACAUAUCAUAAAAAUCAUUUCAAGUGUACAGUUCCAUGAGUUUUAGCGAAUUCGUUGAGUCGUGCAAUCAUCACCAUAAUCCACUUUUAGAACAUUUUAUCACCUCAGUAAGAUCCCUCAUGUUCAUUUACGGUUUAUUCCCAUUCCCACCCCUGGUUCAAGGCAACCACUAAUUUGUCUACUCUCUCUGUAGUGUUGCCUUUUCUGGACAUUUUAUAUAAAUGGAUUCAUAUGUGGUCUUUUGUUAGUUUUUCACGAAUGUGUCUAAGUUCUUCCAUGUUGUAGCAUAUCAGUACUUUAUCCCUCUGUAUUAAUAAUAUCCACUUGUAUGGGUAUACCAUAUUUUGUCCAUUCACCGGUUCAAGGACAUAUGGGUUGUUUCCAGUUUUUGGCUGUUAGGAAUAAUGCUGCUUCGAAUGUUAACGUGAAAGUCUUCGUGUAGACAUGUUUUCGUUUGUCUUAGAUGCCUGAGUGGAGUUGCUGGGUCUUCUAGCCAUCCUAGUGGUUGAAGUGGCGCCUGUGGUUUUAAUUUGCGUUUCCUUGAUGGCUAAUGAUGUUGAGAAUGUUCUCAUGUAUUCUUUAGCUAUUCAUAUAUUUUCAUUGGUGAAAUGUUUUUUCACAUGUUUUGUCCAUUUAAAAAAUAGGGUUAUUAGUGAGUUGUAGUUCUUUUUAUCUUACAUACAAGCCUUCUUAUCCAGUAUCGACUUUCUAAAUACCAUGUUCUAGCCACAGAGGGCAACCUCAAACCCUGCUACACAAUAUUUAUCCAAAGCUUGGUUUCAGUAACUACUUACAUACCUUGCCUAAAGGAUAUUUAGUUUGACCCAUCAUCUAAAUACUUAAAUUCAUUUUUGAAUUCCGUCAGAUCCUCAGAAGGUUUUUAACUUUUGACUCCUGGUAGAAUUGCUUUUAUUAGCUUAUAUUUAACUUUAUGCCAUUUGGCUACGUUGAUGAGUAUUAAAAUCAGCCUUGUGACGUAUUUUACUUUAAAAUGAAGACCUUGCUUUUAAAAAUGUUUCCUCUUGAUGAGUUUCUAUUGAAGAAAUUCCUUUUAGGUCAUAAGAAAAGACAAGGCUUCUCCUGUCAACGAAUUUGCUUUUAUUUCCUUAUUUUAGAAUUUUUUCUUUUUUUUCUGCUUUUUCAUCCCAAAGCCCCUCAGUAUGUAGUUGUGUAUCUUAGUUGUGGGUCCUUCUAGUUGUAGCA
This is a messenger RNA of Equus quagga, 5830 nucleotides long. RefSeq names its product zinc finger protein 483 (gene ZNF483). The transcript is spliced from 6 exons. The record is from RefSeq and is a predicted model, not a curated record. Gene Ontology annotation, molecular function: DNA-binding transcription factor activity; RNA polymerase II cis-regulatory region sequence-specific DNA binding. Lineage: Eukaryota; Metazoa; Chordata; Mammalia; Perissodactyla; Equidae. Gene Ontology annotation, biological process: regulation of transcription by RNA polymerase II. Bases 227 to 2491 code for a protein of 754 amino acids.